Molecule: messenger RNA, 564 nt
Organism: Talaromyces stipitatus ATCC 10500
Lineage: Eukaryota; Fungi; Ascomycota; Eurotiomycetes; Eurotiales; Trichocomaceae
Exons: 2
Coding region: 220-564 (114 amino acids)
Source: RefSeq, a predicted model, not a curated record
GAAGGCUGACGUCCCGACAGCGCAAUAAAUAGUCUGCGUUUCCCAUCUGUGCCAUAGACAAUUCUGAAAAACACGCUCUUGUCGCGAAUCGAACAGUUUAGUGUCGCCUGCGUACUUCCUUGCAAACGUUGCAGUGAAUUAGGAAAGACGUGUAUUCGUGCGGAGUUCUCAAAACGUUGUAACGAGUGUAUUCGCGCAACAAACUGUCGCUGUGUUGAAAUGCCUGUUUCCAAGCUAGCGUGGAAGCGUCUUACUGAGGCGCAAGAAUAUCUUCAGGAAGAAGAGGAACAGGCCUUAACCAAAAUCCUUCAACUUUGGAAACAGCAAAAAUUGUUAAAGAAACGGGCUGGUGAAUUCCUUCAGAGGGAUAUUAAAGACGUUGAGGAGUUGGAAAAAUUGGAGGAGAAGGAAGAGGAAGAGAGGAAAAAGUGGGAGGCAGAGAAACGAAAAGAGGCUGAGGCUUCUAGAGCUCGUCAAAACUUGGCUGCCGCGCUCAAGUUCCCUUCUUCUGCCGAUAUCGAGGCUUUCGAUCCUUCUAUCUUGGAUGAUUCUUUCCUUGACUAA